AUGCCUCUCACUAAACGUGCUGUUUCACCAGUGAACGUAAGCCUUCAUAGAAUACCAGGAUCAGUUCAAAAGGAUGAACUUGAAUGCGUUGCAAACGGGACUUUAGCGAAUUUGGUUAGACAGCUCAGUUCAAUUAGUAGGCACGCAGAAAACAUUUUUGGAGAGAUUUACCAUGAAGCUGUGAAAUUGGACCACAAGUCAAACACUUUAGCUCAGAGAGUUGAGAGAUUAACUACCAAAGUUACUCAACUAGAUGGUAUUCAAGAACAAGUGCCUUUGUCGGCAAAAGAUCUACAACUGCGGAAACCAUUUAAAAGUAGCUGUUUGAUUGAUCAGCACACGUUGGAUAGGCAAACUUUACCAUCCGCUUUGGGUGAGAGCUAUGCUGCUUGUGACCAACCGCCGAAUUUAGAUGCACUUAAUCCAUAUAGAGAUGAUAAAAAAAGCGCUUUGAGGUACUAUACUGAUCCCUCAUACUUCUUCGACUUAUGGAGGCAGGAAAUGUUAAAGGAUGUCGGGGAUGGACGACGAGGAAGACAGAUCAAGUCUCCUAGUGGAAAUAAAAGUCCAACGCGCAAGAAGCGAGGAAGACAUUCUGCAGAAUCUUCAAGAUUAGUGCAUCCAGCUUCCAGGUAUAUUGUUUCUUCACAACAGCGUGCUAAUGACAUAAUGCAACUGCCGGCAGAGUACCAGGCACCGCAGAUUGCACCUCUUGACCAAGUGAAAGUUCCCGCUGGAAUGAGUGUCCCAUCUCCUAAUGACUAUAAUUAUACAAUUUCUCAACCAGCUUUUCACUCCUUACCAGCUGCAGAGUCCUAUUUUCUUUUCUUUAUCUUUAUUGAGGCAAGUUUUCAGAAUUUACCUCCUCCUAUUCCGUCACCGAAAGGUUUGGGAAGCCAGAUGGCACAAUUAGAAAUAAAGGAAGACCCAUUACUAGACGAUGAGCUACCUCCUCCACCACCGCCACUGAUGCAUACAUCAUUGGUCUGCCAGAUGCCGACACCUCCUGCUAUGCAAUUUGUUCCACCAUCCGAGAGUUCGGCUGUACCUCCUCCACCCCCACCUCCCCCUCCACCUGGACCAUUGGCAUCCAAUCCUCCUGCUGUAGUACCGUCUUUCGCAAAUAGUGAAGAAAAUCAACCAGAGAAACCGGCUCCCAUGGACACCACCCGUUCUACCUUACUUGCCGAGAUACAGACCGGUAUUAAGUUGAAGCAGGUACAACGGAAAGAACAAGCAGCAGAAGAAAAAGCAGCAGCUGAAGCGAACGAUGUAGCAGCCAUCCUUAGGAGACGGAUGGAACACGUUUUGGGUCAUCCAGACAGCGAAACUGACUCAGAAAGCGAUGAUGAUGAGGAUUGGGAUUAA
Enterobius vermicularis (human pinworm) is the source of this 1368-nucleotide messenger RNA. Lineage: Eukaryota; Metazoa; Nematoda; Chromadorea; Rhabditida; Oxyuridae. The record is from the annotation of a GenBank genome assembly.